AUGCGAUAUCCAUCUUUCGUCUUUGUCACCGUCGUUCUUGCUUUUGUAAAUGUUGCACUGAAUGCCAACGCCCAGCAGUAUAGGGAUUGUGCUUCAGGCCUCUCAAACAUUAAUAGCUACGUGAGUAGUGUGGAAUCCCGAGUUAAUGGUUGGCAGCCUUCUGACGGCUAUGGUGCUGCCCUUAAAGUCCACACAACGGAGCAAAAGCUCGAAGAUCUUAUCGUCGAAACAACGAGUACAUGUGACCUUGGAGGGCAAACAUCGUCAAGCCAUGCAGACACCAUAUUGGGUGAAAUGGAUUCCCUUGUUCCCAACAUUGAGAAUGCGCUUAGGGCAGUGGUUCAAAAGAAACCUGCCUUUGACUCUGUGCCGUUGGUUACUCGUUUAGUGACCGCUGAUGUACAGAGCCUAUUUGUCAAGACUUAUUCGUUGGAAAACAAGUUGCUCGCUGCCAUGCCUGAUUCAAGAAAACAAGAGGCCACCGAGUAUGUCAACCGCAUUAACUACGCCUUUUCGGCAGCAUACCACGCUUAUGGUCUUUACUAG
Molecule: messenger RNA, 546 nt
Organism: Lichtheimia ornata
Lineage: Eukaryota; Fungi; Mucoromycota; Mucoromycetes; Mucorales; Lichtheimiaceae
Exons: 2
Coding region: 1-546 (181 amino acids)
Cellular component (GO): extracellular region
Source: RefSeq, a predicted model, not a curated record